Messenger RNA from Boleophthalmus pectinirostris (great blue-spotted mudskipper), 1011 nucleotides. RefSeq names its product myosin-7-like. The record is from RefSeq and is a predicted model, not a curated record. Lineage: Eukaryota; Metazoa; Chordata; Actinopteri; Gobiiformes; Gobiidae. Gene Ontology annotation, biological process: peptidyl-threonine phosphorylation; actomyosin structure organization. Gene Ontology annotation, molecular function: protein serine/threonine kinase activity. Gene Ontology annotation, cellular component: cytoskeleton; cytoplasm; myosin complex. The coding region runs from base 1 to 1011 and encodes 336 amino acids. The transcript is spliced from 7 exons.
AUGUUGCUCGACCUACAGGCCCAGCUGGAGGAGGAGGUGCGGGCCCACGAGCAGCAGCAGGAGGAGCAGGCAGCGCUGGAGAGACGGGUCACAGUGCUGCUGGGCGAGGCGGAGGAGACGCGCGCCGCCUUGGACAGUUCUGAGAGAAACCGCAAGACUCUGGAGAACCAGGUCCAAGAGGCCAACGACAAAUGCAGCCACCUCAGCACCCAGCUCCAGAAUGCCCUGAGCGUGCGGAGGAAGCUGGAGGUGGACGUCCAGACUUUGCAGCAGGAGCACGAGGAGGUCCAGGCUGAGCUGCGGGGGUCAACGGAGAAGACCAAGAAAGCUCACGCUGAGCUGUCCAGAGUGAGUGAGGAGCUGCGUGUGGAGCAGGAGCACUCUCUGCAUCUGGAGAGGGUGAAGAAGAGUCUGGAGGCCCAGAUCAAAGACCUGACCACACGGCUGGACGAAGCUGAGCAGAGCGCUUUCAAGGGGGGCAAGAAGCUCACCCAUAAACUGGAGGCCAAGAUAAAGGAGCUGGAGGCGGAGCUGGAGGCGGAGCAAGCCCGUCACUCUGACACGGUGAAGAGUCUGAGAAAGAACGAGAGGCGCCUCAAAGAGCUGCUGUUCCAGAGCGAGGAGGACCACAAGAACCAGGCCCGACUGCAGGAGCUGGUGGAGAGGCUGCAGAGCAAGAUGAAGGCCUACAAGAGACAAGUGGAGGAGGCCGAGGAGCAGGCCAACAUGAACCUGACCAAGUACAGGAAGAUGGUGCACGAGCUGGACAACGCAGAGGAGCGCGCCGACAUCGCAGAGUCCACCCUCACCAAGAUCAGAACCAAGCGCCGAGGCAGCUUCAGCAAAGGAUACUCCUCAGGCUACAGCACGCCGUACCCUGGGAUGGUUCGCUCCAACAGCUCCGUCUGCUCUGACGGACACGGAGACAAGAUCCUCAACGACGACAACGAGUCCGUCAGCUCCCUCAUCCCGGCCUAUCUCAACUCUCUGCAGAAACUCAUGAUCGACUAG